AUGCUUGCUUCCCUUCUCCUCACUCACUCCGCUUCAGAGACUCCCUCGCUCGCGAUGCUCUCCUUCUCCCGCCGCUCGUCCUCCUCGUCCGUCUCGACCCUCGCGUCGACGACUGCCUCGACCCGCUCAACCUUCGCAAGCAGCACCUUUGACCUCCUCGAACCGGUCAACCUCUCCUCCCUCCCAGUCGAACUCGUCGCCGCAUCCCUCAAGCAGCCCAGCAAGUCGCACUCGCACUCGCACUCGCAUCAUUACCACGAGCACCGUCCGCGCUGCACGCUCGACACGGAGGACGAGAAGUUCGAUUCGAUCUUUUCCUUCCCGCGCAACCACACGACGCACGCCCGCUGCCCCAAGCACGGAAUCGUCCACGACCCCGCGCUCGCACUCCCCGAACGCAACUCGCGCGAGACGUCCAGCUUCGAGAGCAGCUGCUCUUCGACGAAGUCGACUCGCUCGCUCAAGUGCGCCUUGAAGCGCGUCGUCUCGCUCAAGGGGCCAUGA
Molecule: messenger RNA, 504 nt
Organism: Rhodotorula toruloides NP11
Lineage: Eukaryota; Fungi; Basidiomycota; Microbotryomycetes; Sporidiobolales; Sporidiobolaceae
Exons: 3
Coding region: 1-504 (167 amino acids)
Source: RefSeq, a predicted model, not a curated record